GUCCUUGAAUAUCCAGCUAUGCUUGAACUCGGGGCCAUCGUGUUGGGCCUCGCUGCCCUCGCAGCAGGUCAGGACACCCCACCGAGUACGUACCCGCAUAACUACACCGGGAUACCGAGUACUGCUUAUGGCCCUGACUGGCAAAGCUACUUCGAGGUUACGGAGCCUCUUCCGAACGUAACCGUUACCCUCUCGCGCAACUGGGCGGGAAGUCUCAGCGUGAAUCGCGCGGGUCAUCCCAAUGACACGUUGUUCUUCUGGGGCUUCGAGAAAGAAAACGGAUCUCUUACAGCUCAAGCUGGAGAGAAGUCCGACGAGCCUUGGUUGAUUUGGCUCAAUGGAGGUCCUGGAGCUUCGAGUUUCUUGGGCUUCAUGGGAGAGAACGGACCUCUGCAUGUGACGAACACGUAUUCGAUCGUCCCGAACAACUACAGCUGGGACAAGUUAAUUGACUCUAUAUGGGUUGACCAGCCUGUUGGUACCGGGUAUUCGACCGCUGAUGCAACUGGAUAUAUUGCCGACGAGGAUCAAAUGGGGCAGGACUUCCUUGGUUUCUUAACGAACCUCGUGGCGGUCUUCCCCAGUCUUGCGGAACGUCCGCUUUACCUCACCGGAGAGAGUUAUGCGGGGACAUACAUCCCCUACAUCACGAAAGCCAUAUUUUCUUCACCGAACCCUCCUGUGAAGCUAGCGAAAUUCGCGAUCGGUGACGGAGCUACCGCUUCCCUCUCGGUGUUCGAGAUGUUGCCGAUGCUCAGUGUCAUCGAAACGUACCCCCAGCUCAUCAGCUACGACCCUGAUGUAUACGACUACUUCAAGACGCAGACCCACUUGUGCGGCUACGACUUGAACCUGUCGUACCCCGAGACUGCACCCUUCCCCACCCUCCCUCUGCAGUGGGGAACCAUCAUCAAUGGUUCAGUUGUCAUGGACAGGAAGCGUAACAAGUUUAGCAAGUCGGCGUUCAAGAAUGGAUUAGCCACCAAGAUCAAGCAGCAGGGAGAACUGCUUACUGCUAGAGAUCUCGAAACGAGGGAAGAACGCAGACAGUCAUGGAAGCGCGACCUCCUUCGUCGGUCCAACGACACCCUUGACCCAUACUACGGAUGUGACCUAUUGGACCACGUCAUCGACUACGUGCUGAACUACACUUUCCCUUGGAAGGGCAACGAUUAUAAUGGCUUUGACGUUUACUUCGUCCCUGAUGCCCUUGAUCCCGAGGCGCCUCUGGAUCCCAGCGUUUUCCUGAACGAUAACCAGACCCGUGCUGCGUUGCAUGCGCCCACCAGCAAGGACUGGGUUCUGGAGUUCGAUUAUCCUUUCGGCUCCACCUACAACUACACUUUCCCUGGAGGCGGAACGAACGAAUUCGGUGACCCUAGCGUCGAACCGAUGGCCUUCCUGUCCGAGUUGGCCCAGAAUGCGACUAAGAAUAAUGUAUCAAUGAUAUUCUAUUCUGGAAAUGCUGACCUACUCGUUGGUCACCGUGGAACUGAAGUGACAAUCCAAAAUACUACUUGGGGAGGGAUCCAGGGUUUCACUCGCAAGCCUUCCACUCCCUGGUAUGACGAUGAUGGCAACUUUGCUGGGAUCGUCCAUCAAGAGCGGAAUCUGACUUAUGUCUUGUUCGUGGGCGCAGGGCACGAGGUUCCUGAGUAUGAGCCCGCCGCGGCAUGGGUUUUCUUGCGAGAAUUUAUCCUGGGAUCCAACACCACUGGCCUUGUGACGACUUCCGGAAACGGUACAGUCACCGUCGUUGGUGGAGAGAGCUCAGUGCUGGCCGAGGAUGUACUGCCAGCUGCCAGUGACCCCAUAUACUACGGACCAGGUACGACGGUGUCGUCGUAUAUUCCAUCGAGCGCCACGGUGGCUGCCUGGGAGAGCUUCAUUGCCACUGCUACCGCGACCGUGACAACGGUGGAGAGUUCCGUGGUCGCGAGUCCCGUGGUGGCAAGUUCUGCGGUAGCCAGUUCCGCUGUAGCAACUCCUUCAGUAUUCUAGGCAACGCAGUGUUUAUUAAGAAAGCGGACUCGGAUUUGUGGUAUCAUUUAUAUCAUGCGUCAGUCUACUUUGCAGAUUGCUCGCACCUUCCACUCCGUUACAGUAUGUGAAGUCUUCCCGAAGAGCUAUCGCAUAUCGCAAGGCAGG
Messenger RNA from Gloeophyllum trabeum ATCC 11539, 2148 nucleotides. Its product is annotated as alpha/beta-hydrolase. Gene Ontology annotation, molecular function: serine-type carboxypeptidase activity. The coding region runs from base 19 to 2001 and encodes 660 amino acids. Gene Ontology annotation, biological process: proteolysis. The record is from RefSeq and is a predicted model, not a curated record. NCBI's taxonomy places the organism in Eukaryota, Fungi, Basidiomycota, Agaricomycetes, Gloeophyllales, Gloeophyllaceae. The transcript is spliced from 19 exons.